AGAACCAAAUUUUUUUCUUUUAAGAUGGCUUCAAAGCGCCAAGUAAUUUCCACAGUUCCUAACGUGGCUUCUUCUUCGGCGAUAUUAUCAGCGCAACAACCUAAAUCAACAUCUUCUCCUCUUGCACAGUCAUUACUCUGGCUCUUCCUUCUUUUUGUCACUAUCCUCCCGGCGAUCGAGGUAUUCGGUGCGGUUAAGAGACCAACUUGCCCGUUGCAAUAAAUUCCCCUGUUUUGUUUGACUGGAGUUUUUGGUUUGCUUGGGGUUUUUGUUUUUUUUUCCCCCUCCCCUGGAAUUCCCUCUUUGGAGUUGAUUUUCUUGGGAUUGCAAACUACCAUCCUGGUUUCCGUCCAACAUCCUUGCACUGUGGAAGGAAGGACCAAUCCCUCUGGGUUGAACGAAGACGCACAUGGUAAAUUAAUGCAGAGAAUUCAGAUCUGAACCCCAGAUCCAACUGGAUUUGAUUUCCGCCAAGCCCGUAAAAUUUGUAACCCAUACCACUCUAACCAGCCAUGACCUAGAUGUACUGUGAUAGGUUUUAAUGAGCUUUAACUAUCCAACCUCAUCAUUCCACUUCAGAUUACAAAAAAGAUUACCCAGAGUGCAAAACUACAAGAGAUAGACUUCCGGUUCAUUACACAGCUGCCAUGGACGGUUAGGAGACUUGUUCCCUCCCCCGUUCAGUUUCGCAUCGCUGGGGGGCCCUGAAAGGGGCCGAAAGUCACCCUGAAGAGGCAACCAGCAAGGAGGGGCUUUCACUGGAUCCCGGGAGAGCAGCAACUCUUCCAUCAGACCAGGCGAUUCCUCCAAACCAUGGAACGAAAGGACUGGCCAUAGAAAUAUGGCUCGUCCCUAGGCUGCAAACAGCCGAAGUCACACUACCAUCUGGCAACUUCAAAGCAGCAUGGACAGGACUGGGAAGAAAGGAAGGAAGUGAAAGGAAGAAAAGAAAAGAAAAUUAUUAGCUCCAAAUGUGAGGAAUAUGACAUUAUCUAAGAAAACUUCAAAUCAGGACACCUAGCAAUCUAAGGAUUUCUGUUGGAGAAAUCCCCUCCCUCUGGAAAUAUAUAUAGUUAUAUAUCUAUAUAUAAGAAUACCAUUAUUCUAGUGCCUCACUGUUGUUGGAAUUUGGAAGUUAGAAGACAUGUCCAUUGCACUCAAGCAAGUUUUUAAUAAGGACAAGACAUUCCGCCCCAAACGGAAAUUUGAACCUGGGACCCAGAGGUUUGAGCUUCACAAACGAGCACAAGCCUCACUCAACUCUGGAGUGGACCUGAAGGCAGCUGUGCAGCUGCCCACUGGAGAAGAUCUAAGCGAUUGGGUUGCUGUUCACGUAGUUGACUUUUUCAACAGGAUCAACCUGAUUUAUGGAACUAUCUGUGAGUUCUGCACAGAGAGAACCUGCCCGGUGAUGUCAGGUGGACCUAAGUAUGAAUACCGGUGGCAGGAUGACCUAAAGUACAAGAAACCUACAGCGUUACCAGCGCCCCAGUAUAUGAAUCUUUUGAUGGACUGGAUUGAGGUGCAGAUCAACAACGAGGACAUAUUUCCAACUAGUGUAGGUGUACCAUUCCCCAAAAACUUCCUCCAGAUCUGCAAAAAGAUCCUGUGCAGGCUAUUUAGGGUGUUUGUCCACGUUUACAUUCAUCACUUUGACCGCAUCAUUAUCAUGGGGGCUGAGGCCCACGUCAAUACCUGUUACAAGCACUUUUAUUAUUUUGUCACAGAGCUCAACCUCAUAGAUCGUAAAGAAUUAGAACCUUUGAAAGAGAUGACAACCCGGAUGUGUCAUUGAAGAACAGUG
Crotalus tigris (Tiger rattlesnake) is the source of this 1804-nucleotide messenger RNA. RefSeq names its product MOB kinase activator 3B. NCBI's taxonomy places the organism in Eukaryota, Metazoa, Chordata, Lepidosauria, Squamata, Viperidae. The record is from RefSeq and is a predicted model, not a curated record. Gene Ontology annotation, molecular function: protein kinase activator activity. Bases 1145 to 1795 code for a protein of 216 amino acids. Gene Ontology annotation, cellular component: nucleus; cytoplasm. The transcript has a single exon. Gene Ontology annotation, biological process: signal transduction; positive regulation of protein phosphorylation.